AUGCGCCGAAACUCAUCAGUGGUGAGCAUUUGGAAUUGGAUUUCCAGAUACGACACCAUUCAAAAUCUUACCGCCUUCAACCCAGCCUCCUGGAGCAACCAGCUCAUGCUCUUUUUGGUAUUGGUUAAUUCUGUCAACCAUGACGGGUCUGAAAGAUUUAAUCAAACCUUGGAUAGGCCAUGCAGCAGCAUCUCCCAAGGCACAGAUGGUGUGGCCUUCAAUCUCCUUAGUCAAUUCAAAAAUCUGGUCAAUUUCCUUUUCUGUUGCUUGACCCUUGACAAAUCUGUCCAUCAUUUUCUGCAACCAUGUGGUACCUUCUCUACAAGGAGUACAUUGGCCACAAGACUCGUGUUUAUAGAAAGCGGAGAAUCUUUGAAUGGCUCUGAUAAUGUCAGUUUGCUUGUUCAUGACAAUGACAGCGGCAGUUCCCAAACCAGAGCCAACAUCUUUCAAAGCAUCGUAGUCCAUCAAGACAUUGUCACAAACAUCUUUUGGCAUAACUGGAACGGAACAUCCGCCAGGAAUAACACCCAACAAGUUGUCCCAUCCACCAAUAACACCGCCACAGUGCUUUUCCAACAAUUCCUUCAAUGGGAUAGACAUUUCUUCUUCCACGGUACAAGGUUCGUUGACGUGGCCAGAGAUACAGUACAACUUGGUACCUGCGUUUCUCUCACGACCGAAAGAGGCAAACCAGUCGCCACCUCUUCUCAAAAUCGUAGGAGCAACAGAGACAGUCUCGACAUUGGCAACAGUUGUUGGUCUACCAAACAAACCAACACCAGCAGGGAAAGGAGGCUUCAAUCUUGGCUUUCCUGCCUUGCCUUCGAUAGACUCAAUCAAAGCAGUCUCUUCACCACAAAUGUAAGCACCCAUACCACGGUGGAUGUACACAUCAAAGUCGUAGCCCGAUCCACAUGCGUUUUUACCGAGAAAGCCAGACUUGUAAGCUUCGUUGAUGGCAUUCUGCAAAAUGGUAGUUUCGUUGUAAAACUCGCCUCUGAUGUAAAUGUACGCAGCAGUGGCAUUCAUACCUCUUCCAGCCAACAAACAUCCUUCAACCAACUUGUGUGGGUCCUUUCUGAUGAUUUCUCUAUCUUUACACGUACCAGGCUCACCCUCAUCAGCGUUAACGACCAAGUAUCUUGGUCCUGGGUUCUUUUCCCAUCCUGGAGGGUUCAUGAAAGACCACUUAAGUCCAGAAGGGAAACCAGCACCACCUCUGCCUCUCAAGCCGGACUUCUUCAUUUCAUCAAUAAUCCAUUUGUCACCUUUCAAGAUGAUUUCUUUGGUCUUGUACCAGUCACCCAUCUUUUGGGCAGAUUUAAGGUCGUGGCCGUAGGUGCCAUAAACAUUUUGAAAGAUUCUGUCCAGGUCUUUCAAGCCACCGUGAACUCUGUUUGGGUUCACUGCUGGAUCGGCAUUAGUAGCCAAACGUCUCACGCUUCUGGCGCUGUUCCUCAAGUUGCGAAGCAUUUUAGCUGA
Messenger RNA from Clavispora lusitaniae ATCC 42720, 1485 nucleotides. NCBI's taxonomy places the organism in Eukaryota, Fungi, Ascomycota, Pichiomycetes, Serinales, Metschnikowiaceae. The record is from RefSeq and is a predicted model, not a curated record.